Messenger RNA from Protopolystoma xenopodis, 447 nucleotides. The record is from the annotation of a GenBank genome assembly. NCBI's taxonomy places the organism in Eukaryota, Metazoa, Platyhelminthes, Monogenea, Polystomatidea, Polystomatidae.
AUGCCCUCACAUAUUCUGAGCACCCUAGCAGCUCAAUUACGACCAUUUGGCCUGUGUUGUGAAUACUUAUCACCUGGUCUUGUGGAGACUGUCUUCUUACCCAUUGUGCUACGCUUGUUAGACUGCCUGGAUCGGCUUGUCGAGUCUUCUCGACCAUUUGAGGAGGUAACUUCCGCAGCCGCUGGCAGCGUUCCUACAAAAACUUCGUGUCAUAACCUGACGACCAAAGCAUUAGCCCCAGGGUCCGAGUCUUCCUCUGUCGGAACCUCUUCUCCAGGUCUUGGCCUAGAGGAUAUCCGUACAGAAAGCUUUUCCAAUUUCACCUUCUGCCUUCGUGAAUUUUUGCGUAGAGUACCAGGCCAAGAGGAGAAGAUUUGCCAGCUAGAAGCCUUGAGGCUCAAGGUCGUCUUGCGAACACUCCAUGUGAGAUUCUGGGCAGGCUAUUAA